Messenger RNA from Mangifera indica (mango), 1872 nucleotides. Its product is annotated as transmembrane protein 184B-like. The coding region runs from base 268 to 1500 and encodes 410 amino acids. The record is from RefSeq and is a predicted model, not a curated record. Gene Ontology annotation, biological process: transport. The transcript is spliced from 7 exons. Lineage: Eukaryota; Viridiplantae; Streptophyta; Magnoliopsida; Sapindales; Anacardiaceae. Gene Ontology annotation, molecular function: transporter activity.
CAUUGUUGGCUGCCAGUAGAAAGCGGUUUUCUGACUUUCUUAAAACACGCCUUCUCUUUCGCAGAUCUCAUCUACUUUCUCCUUUAAGGUUUCUUUCUUUCAUUUUAUCAGAACAAUUCUAUUCGAUCACUUGUUUUGCUUAACUUUUUUGCUCCCCAGGAUUAAUAAAACCUAGGGCCAGGGGUAACAAAUUCAAUUUUCUGAUCAAUGUUCAUCUUUUGUUGAGAUUGAAACACUUCGACUCGAGUGGCGUUUAGUUAUUUCAAAAUGGGGGGUGUUGUUCCCAUUUACUACCACAUCAUCGCCUUUCUAUGCACAGUUGGAGCUACUUCUCUGGCCGUUUUUCACAUCUACAGGCACCUUUUGAAUUACACUGAACCUACAUACCAGAGAUACAUCGUUCGCAUCAUUUUCAUGGUUCCUGUGUAUGCAUUAAUGUCUUUCUUGGCCCUUGUUUUACCUUAUAGUGCUAUAUAUUUCAACUCCAUUAGAGAAGUUUAUGAAGCUUGGGUCAUUUAUAAUUUCUUGUCAUUGUGUCUCGCAUGGGUGGGCGGCCCUGGAGCAGUUGUGCUAAGUUUAAGUGGUCGUGUUCUACAACCAUCAUUUUGUUUGAUGACGUGUUGCUUCCCUCCCAUACCACUUGAUGGGCGUUUUAUACGGAGGUGUAAGCAAGGUUGUUUACAAUUUGUAAUCUUAAAGCCAAUCCUCGUCGUCGUAACUCUCAUACUUUAUGCAAAAGGAAAAUAUAAAGAUGGAAAUUUUAGUCCAGACCAGGCAUAUCUUUACCUUACCAUCAUUUAUACAAUCUCAUACACUACCGCCCUUUAUGCUUUGGCAUUGUUUUAUAUGGCAUGCAGAGAUUUGCUACAUCCAUUCAAUCCCGUCCCAAAGUUCAUCAUCAUUAAAUCUGUUGUUUUCCUAACUUAUUGGCAGGGUGUUCUGGUUUUUCUUGCUGCGAAGUCUGCACUCAUAAAGAAUGCUGAUGAUGCUGCUGAUUUUCAAAAUUUUAUAGUAUGUGUUGAGAUGCUUAUAGCUGCUGUUGGUCAUUUUUUUGCAUUCCCAUACAAGGAGUAUGCUGGAGCAAAUAUUGGUGGCACUUGUGGUUUAACGGGAAGCCUUGCACAUGCAGUGAAGUUGAAUGACUUCUACCAUGACACUGUUCACCAGUUUGCUCCAACUUAUCAUGAAUAUGUACUCUACAACCACAGUGAGGGUGAUGAGGGAACAAAGAAGUACCGUUCUCGCACUUUUGUGCCAACUGGGCAGGAAAUGGAAGCUUUGAGAAGAAACAAACUGGAUGACAUACAGCUAUCAAGUGUUUCAUCUUCUGCUGCAAGCACUACUGAAAAUGAUUACGCAGAGUCUGAUAUAGCGAAGUCGUCAUUGCUUGUAGAUACCUCAAAUUUGUUAUCUGUGCCAUAUGACCUGUCAGUUAUUGAUAUUGACAUGUCCAGUUACCCAGCCGAAGUUCCUGCAGCAAAUGAAACUGAGACUCGGUGACAAGAAUGAAGAUUCCAUUGCAGAUGGGUAAGUAGAGUGUCAAUACUAGGAAACAAAAGAGUUGUGUGUCAGAAACCAUAUUUGCCUGCGGCAGGCCUUGUUUGUCUAAUUGUGUGCUAAAAUGCUGUGAAAUGACUAAGAGGGUAAAGCCCUUAGUUGUCUCUCUCAUGUGGUUUCAAGAAUUGUGAUCACCGAUAGAAAGCCCCCAACAAAAAUUUGGCUCCUAAUAUUUCUCCACUGGUGUCUAGUAUUGUUACCACUUACCAUUGCCAUUGUAGAUAUGUCUUUCCAUUGUCGUACUCGCUAAAUCAUUACUUCAGUCACAACAUUAGUUUUUGAAAUUACAAGAUUAAUCAUUUAAAUUUGUACUUA